Gregarina niphandrodes is the source of this 2622-nucleotide messenger RNA. RefSeq lists its product as hypothetical. Lineage: Eukaryota; Apicomplexa; Conoidasida; Eugregarinorida; Gregarinidae. The transcript has a single exon. Bases 1 to 2622 code for a protein of 873 amino acids. The record is from RefSeq and is a predicted model, not a curated record.
AUGAGGUUUGGUAUCUUAUUUCUGAUCGCACACGUGUGCGCGGUCCAGAUUCAGCCAGUGCCGGGGCCUUUGGCUCCGAAAGAGACGUUGAGCAUCAAGGAGAAAGCGCCGAACCAGGCGGCGGCUUUGAAGGAAAUGCAGACGCGAGUGGAAAACGCGCAGGGAGUGCCCUGGUGGCGUCAGCAGUUAUUCGCGGCUUUGAUGCCCACGCCGGAGUUGCGGACGCGGAUGGCGGAACGGCAGGCGGCGCGUUGGGCGUGGUACGGUCGACAGUGGCCGACGAACAUAGCUGACCGAGGAGUGGUGCAUUAUCGUGCACGAGGAGGCAAUUUGACGAUUGCAUUUGGUGUAUCUGAGGACCCUCGUUUCUGGAAGCAGGGUUAUUAUAUGAUUCAGAAGGGUGCCUUUUACAAGCCUACGAAUAUCCGUAUGAUGUCAACGUAUUACUCGCGCGGUACGCGCAGUCUUAAGUUGUAUGCGGAUAUUUUCGGCAAGGCCCUGGCGGUACUGCAGCAGGGUCCAGCACUCUCGAGCACAGGUUCCAUUUCCACGGCUACUCUGAGCGACUUGUUGGCCAUGAUGGGUGAAAAUCUGGGUCGUUCUUUCGCGGAGUUAGUCGGACGCCGCAAAGGUUCGAACCGGAACCGGAACUCUUCUUACGACGAAGAUGACGAGGAGGAAGAGGAGGAAGAGGAGGAAGAGGAUCAGGAAGACUUCUUCGGUCCCUGGUCACGCGUACGUCCACUGCAAUGGGUGGCCGAACAGGUGGUUAAAAGACAGUCGUUAAGCGCGCUCAAUGCGCUCGCUGCACAUACCACCUCUUUGCUAAAAAUGAUGCGCCUAUUCGAACUGCCCGCCAAAGGCAGCCAUUCACCCGUCCCACACCCCGGUUUCCUUGACCUAGUACCGUUGAACAAGCGGCUGCAUGAUACCCUCAGACUGGAAACGGUUGCGGUUCAAUUGCGCCAGAUCUCGCUCGACUUUACUGUCCCCGGACGUAAGCAGUACUACAGCUCGCUGCAGUCCAUGGGUUCGGAGGCAAGACGACUGACGGAACAAUAUGAGAAAUUAUUGGGUAAGUAUGGCGACCAUUACGCGCCGGAUUAUUAUCGUGGAGUGGCGCAACGGGUUUCCGGUGAAGACGAACGUUCUGCCAAACGGCUCAAGGCAACGCUCAAGGCGUUGCCGGAGAAGGUCGCGGCGGCGGGGGCGUUGCGUCCGGAUGGGUUGCCGGCGACAUUGCAGUUGACGUUCGGCGCGCAGCCGGUUAAGGAGUAUAAUUUGCGACUUGUCGGCCGCGGCAAGGGCGCGCUCACCCCGAAGUCCGAUGCUUGGCGCGUUAGCCAUGCCUUCCGCGAAGGACCGGAGGUGGAGAUGAAGUAUCGCAAGUACGAGCCGCUGAUCGAAUUAGCCUUCGAGAAACAGUUGGCGCGCGCGUAUUUGCACUCGGCCACACAGCCCGUGCAACUGGCGGGCAGCUCGAAGCAGGGACUCGACGUGACUGCGACUUUCCGCACUCAGUUGCUCUGUUACUAUGACAACCGUGUCGGUGACGCCCGCAUGCUCGAAUUGCUUCAAGUUGCGCUGCCUGGCGUGGACGUGCCCAAGACCGACGCCAAGGCAGCGCCGCCACCGUGGCUGUCACAGCUGGUUACGCCGUCGCUAGAUGACUUGUGGGUCACUGUUGGUGCUGUCCACGACUCGUGGCAGAACGCCGAUCGUGGGGUUUCACGUGUGCUGCUUGAAGCUUACUUGCGAGACCAAUUAGAGCAACAGGGCCGCAUGACGCUUGCGCCGUCGCAGUAUGUGUCGCUCGAACGUGAGCCGCUCUGUCACGCACACAAACUGACUAACACCGUCAUGCCCUUCAUGUCCACCAAGGGUAAACUCAAGAGUCAGACGGGGACCAAACAGCCGGCCCAAGUAGCGCCAGGUAUGGAGCUGCAGAACCGUAAAAACGGCCCGGCGGUGCCCGCGGCGCUGUAUGACGCGUACGCGACCUGUCUGAACAUGUUCCCUGUCGGCACAGAGGCCUUUCUAUUUGGAGAGAACAAACCGGCCAAUCGGAGACCAUCUUUCCUUUCACGACAGCUGGACGACUGGGCAAGUGCGUUAGCAUUGGAGAAAAAGGAACUGACUGGGGGCAUCGUGGGGACCGUUGACAAACAGUUCUAUCCUGCAGUCAACAUGCAGCAAGUCGCUGAGGCGCGCUACGACCCCGCGGUUGCUCGGCGUGUCGCACAAGACCUUCAACGUCGACCGCCCGGCGUCGACGCGGCCGGACUCCGUAACGUCCAGACCGGACUACUGGCGACCGUCACCACGCCCGCGCCGAUCACCGAACCCGUCACUGCUAAGACUACUCCUGGCACAGUCGCCGUCGCUGUUCCACCGGCGCCCAACCCCGCGGACUACCGCCCCGCUGACCUUGGUCGUGCACGCACAGGUGGCGCCCCCUUCUUCUACGCUUACAGUCACUGCGCCCAAGACGGCCAGUGGACCCGUGUCGUCCGCAUCAGCCAAGACGACUUCAACGGAAAGACCUGUCCCGGCCCUGCCGCCGCCGUCGCAGUCCGCGACCCACUUAACAAGACAGACCCCUCCGACUUCCGCAACCUCUGA